Ziziphus jujuba (common jujube) is the source of this 775-nucleotide messenger RNA. RefSeq lists its product as uncharacterized. Bases 92 to 613 code for a protein of 173 amino acids. Lineage: Eukaryota; Viridiplantae; Streptophyta; Magnoliopsida; Rosales; Rhamnaceae. The record is from RefSeq and is a predicted model, not a curated record. The transcript has 2 exons.
AUCCACUUGGUCACACCCACUUGCAUCAUCAACUGGGGCUACUUUUGCCACUGCAGCAAAGACAAGAGAGAGAAGUUGUAGCAGAUGAGCCAUGGCUACCACAUCCAUAUCUCUAUCCCCACCAGAUUUCCUCUCCGUUCCCAAACCAAAAUCUUGCUUAUUUCUAAGACGCAAUAACUCAUAUCUGCCACUUGCCUCACCAACCACCAUCUCAUCCAAAAGGACCAUUAUUUUACAGUACCCACUUCAGAGAAGCAGAAGAAAAAACAUCCAAAUUUGGAGAAUUUAUGCAAUCCCAGAUGAAGCAGCUCUACCUUCAGAAGCAAACCCACUUGAGAAUUCCCAGAAGAUAGUUUCCAGUAGUGGUGAUGAUGGUGUUAAUUACUUCAUUUCUAUACUUCUCUUCAUUGCCUUUAUCGGUCUGUCUAUUCUCACUGUUGGGAUUAUCUACAUUGCUGUGACAGAUUUCUUGCAGAAGAGAGAGAAGGAGAAGUUUGAGAAAGAAGCAGCAGCUCAAAAGAAAAGUGGUGGCAAAAAGAAGAAAGUAAGAGCAAGAGCUGGGCCUAGGGGAUUUGGGCAGAAGAUUGAAGCAGAAGAAGAAGUUGAUGAUUGAAGACGAAAAUGUUCCAUGAAGUCUUUCAGUAUGUUUGCAACUCCAGUUGAAUUAUUCACAUAUUUAUUGUAUUUAAGGAGCUUCAAAAUUCUAUGACAUUGUUGCAACCGUCAGAUUUUGUUAAAUAUGGUUUGGCAUAUAAAAUUCAGAGAGUUCAAUUCA